AUGCCGGAUCCCGUUCCCAAGGAUGGUACUUCUGCUAUUGCCAGAGUUCAUUUAACGCUCCCUGAAUUUUGGCAAAAUGCGCCUGAACUUUACUUCUUCCACAUUGAGGCGUCAUUCCAUUCGGCGAAUAUUACGCAGGAGAUAGAUAAAUAUUAUAAACUGGUCGAGGCCCUCCCACCCACCAUUCUCUCCCAGGUGCAAACCCUCUUACGUGACCCUCCAGCCGACUCCCCAUAUACGAAACUUAAGGACGAGCUUUUACGCCUAACGGCAGUGUCUGAUCGCCAACGUUACCACACCCUGGACGACAAGUUCUUCAAAGAAAUGUUUUUGGCACUCCUUCCAAAAUCUGUUCAAACGAUCCUAGCUUCUUGCUCGGAUGAUUUAGACGUCGCGACGCUAGCGAGAAAGGCCGAUCACAUACUUGAGGUGGAGCGUUUGGCUGCCCCAACAGUUGCACAGGUUUCACAGCCUGUAACGACACCCGCCCCGGAGUUGGCCGAGCUCAAAGCUCAGGUUGCUCAAAUGUCGGCGACCCUCGCCACCCUACAGCUGCGCAAAUCUACCCAUCGUUCCGUCAAAUAUACUAUCCAUCCAGCUGGCGUCCCACUUCUUCUCUUCCCACACGGAACCGGGCCUGAAGAUCGCAGCGGCAAGCGUUUUACCUAUUAA
Dibothriocephalus latus is the source of this 672-nucleotide messenger RNA. The record is from the annotation of a GenBank genome assembly. NCBI's taxonomy places the organism in Eukaryota, Metazoa, Platyhelminthes, Cestoda, Diphyllobothriidea, Diphyllobothriidae.